AGUUCCGCUUCCUGUCCGACUCUGGCAUCUUUGCUGAGGGUCACAUUGAGCUGCGAGGUGCAUUGGGGGUGCCUUGAGGAUUCAGCACCAUGGAGGAAGACAUCAAGACCAACCUCAAGAACUACAAGACUGCUCCUUUUGACAGCCGCUUCCCCAACCAGAACCAGAGCAGGAGCUGCUGGCAGAACUACCUGGUCUUCCACCUCUGUAAGAAGGCAGGGACCGCUAAAGAAGGUGAUGUCUCUGUGUGUGAAUGCUACUGGCGUGUGUACAAGUCCCUCUGCCCCAUGUCCUGGGUCACAGCCUGGGACGAGCACCAGGUUGCAGGCAUGUUUCCUGGGAAGGUCUGAACUGGCUGCACCACCCUCUCCUGUGUCGUCUGUCCUUGUCCCAGGGUGGGAAAGGCGGACCUAGUACCCAGUGAUCCCCACCCCGGGAUCCUAAAUCAUGACUUAACUGCUUACAAAAACUUGUUGGAAAAGUGAAAAAAAAAAAAAA
Molecule: messenger RNA, 498 nt
Organism: Sapajus apella (tufted capuchin)
Lineage: Eukaryota; Metazoa; Chordata; Mammalia; Primates; Cebidae
Product: cytochrome c oxidase subunit 6B1-like
Exons: 1
Coding region: 90-350 (86 amino acids)
Cellular component (GO): respiratory chain complex IV; mitochondrion; mitochondrial inner membrane
Source: RefSeq, a predicted model, not a curated record